Ceratitis capitata (Mediterranean fruit fly) is the source of this 6721-nucleotide messenger RNA. RefSeq names its product transcription factor E2f1 (gene E2f1). The coding region runs from base 3840 to 6443 and encodes 867 amino acids. Gene Ontology annotation, biological process: regulation of transcription by RNA polymerase II. The transcript is spliced from 6 exons. Gene Ontology annotation, cellular component: RNA polymerase II transcription regulator complex. The record is from RefSeq and is a predicted model, not a curated record. Gene Ontology annotation, molecular function: DNA-binding transcription factor activity, RNA polymerase II-specific; protein dimerization activity; RNA polymerase II cis-regulatory region sequence-specific DNA binding. NCBI's taxonomy places the organism in Eukaryota, Metazoa, Arthropoda, Insecta, Diptera, Tephritidae.
AUAAUUUUCUUUAUUGGUCUAAUAGGGGUGUAACAGUCCCAAGUGGCCUAUAGAAUCUUCAUGUCCUUGAUAUCUUGUUGUCCUUUCAGCGGAUUGUUUCAAUGUGUUUAACUCAGACUGAGACUCGCUCGCUGUAAUUAAUCCCUCCGCUAGUUUUUCACCCGGCGAUUUUCAUAUAAUUCGAAACCACUGUUCGGCUAAAUUAUCAUAUCACUGUGCUCCUGGAGUGAGUGUUCGGUUAACCACCGCUUACUGUUGACUUAAAUCCACGCAAUGGUCCCCCCUACGAUCUGACUCGCUUCAGCUGUUCUACACACAAACACACGUUCGGGCGAAAGAUGAAAGCCGCAUGUGAAGAGUAAAAAGUGAAUAAAAUUUAUUUAAAAUGAGCAAAUAUUUUAUUUUCGCUUUCUGCUUAGCCCAUAUGAACUGAGAAACAAGCGAGCAAUGUCAGUCGUCGUUUCAUAUGCGGUUGUAAAUAUAUAAAAGAGUCACUAUGAACCAGCUAGCUAACCAGCUGAGAUGUGAAGAGAAUUUACUUCAACUCAUCCAUUCAUGCACACAUUACCGAGCGUCAUUGUUUGUGGCCUGCUGGAGAGACACCGGCUUUGACUUGGCGCAGAUACAGGCGUAGAGUAGUCGAUUUCCGUCUGGCAUCUCUGCGCUCUGCGAGCAUGUAUCAAAGAUACUCUGGUACUCACUCGGCCAACUUGACUAUUUCAGUGCUUCGCAUGUCGCUUUGAUUGUUGGUUGUGCUGACUGGCGUCGGAGUCGUUUUCGUGCUCGUGCUCGGAGUAGUCAUCCGUCGUCAUUGCUGUUUGUAUACUCUUGUUCGCGUUUCUGGUUAGUUCGUUUUUGAUACAUACAUAUGCAUAUAUGUAUGUAUAUGUAUUGUAUAUGCUUACAUACUUCAACAUACCUUACAUAUGUGUAUAUAGUUUAGCCUUUGUUAUCUGAUCAGACGGUUCUGUGUGACUAGCGCUCAAGGAACAAACCACGAAACUCCUAUCCCAAACACCGCCACACGCACAAGCUAAAGCGUAAAAAAAAUUAAAUUGAAAAUUUAGGACGAAACGCUUCAAAUGAAGCGAUGCUCAAUUGGUCCAGAUAAGUUAAUACAAUUUCCGAAUAGACAAUGGGAAAAACAAUAAACUCGCAACUUCAAGACUGCAUAAUAAUUAUUAAGGAGUAGUGCCACUAAGACGCCGCUUUGCUCACCCACGCCUCUGCCUAACAACGAAUGCGGCUAAAUCGUCGUUACUGGUGGUCGGUGCGGUCGACUGCUGUCCUCUAUGCGUCGCUGUCUACCAAUAUUUUGUUAUGUUGAAAUCGCCGGAACGCUGAAGCGGCGAAGUCCGACGCACUCAGGGCAAUUGACUUUUUCUCACUAUACCCCAAAGUGGCUCGUUCGCCGCAGCUCAGCCGCACUGUUGAAUUCAGUAUUCAGUAUUCAGUAGUCGUCAGCCAACGGCAAUUUAUAGUAGCAAAUCCACACACCGGGUACCUGCUUGCUUGCCUGCCUGCCUAUACCAUAUACCUAAAGUAUAUAAUGUACAUACCAUACAGCAUAACACACAUACAUACAAACAUAAGCGAAUAAAUAACGUAUUCAACACAAGAAUCAAAGCGCAAAUGGGAAUGUCAUAAAAAUAAAAUAAUUAUUCAGCACAUACAUAUGUAUGUAUGUAUAUAUCUUUUGCGGCCUUGUCAUCGUUGAGAGAAAAAAAUCGAAUUCCGCAUUGUUAUUGUUGUUUUAUGUGUAAAAUACACAUAGGAGUAUUUGGAUAGAAGCAGUUUAUUUGCAAAAAGUGGAGACGCAGCACAAGAAAUCAGCUGCAGCGAAGAAAAAUUUGCACGAUUAACCAAAUACAUAUUUUGAAGCUAAAAUUUUUCGAAUUAAUAAAUUUUCAAGGGUUGUAAAAAGGUGCCAGCCUUCCGCCUGCCUGCAUACGCAACCCUGCAAGCCGAUUAGAUAUUUCAGUGCGGUUGAAGUGAUGCUUUAAAAGAUUGUGCCGCGUCGUGCUUAAUUACAUAGAGAACUUGUGCAACUCCGGCCACUAUUUGCUCUAAGUCUUCUCGCGCUUGCCCCGCUGGCACUUGCGAUGCGCCGUCUAUCAUACAGCUGUGAUAUACAUACAUAUAUAUACAUAUAUGUAGACCGAUACUGUUAUAUAUUCUCCACUCUUUCUCGUCGUCAUCGCCAUUUAAAUUAUUAGUGUUAUCUUUUUUGUUUGUACGUGUUUAGUGUGUAUGUGAACCAAGGCCCGUUUCAUCGCCACCAUUGUUGUUGGAUACUCGAGGGCGGAAACAGUCGCCAUGCCAAGCCGCAAUCCCUUGUCGUUUAUAUUCGGUAAAUAAAUGGGAAAUUAAUAUUCCACAUUGAUUAUAAGGAAAUGCGCCAUUUGGAAACAAUGUGGCAACGCCCGCGCUUUUGUUCAUCUUUGUCAGCUAUGCGAAAGUAAAGUUAAAGUGAAUCAAAAUUAGUACAUACACACAUCAUAUAUAUAUGUGUGCGAUGAAUACACAUUGAAUACUCGCUUCGCUAUAGGGAAUCAGUCUUCUAUACACUUCUAAAUUUGCUCUCACACUUUCUAUGUGCGGAAAAAUUACGAAAUUUGGUUGUAACUUUACUUGCACCAACCACGUUGGCAAGCAAAGAGAACGGCGGAGAAGACCAAUUUCUUCUACUAUCUUACCAAUUGACAACGAUAUAUACAUAUGUAUGUACAUGCAGCAGCCAGCUACAUGGGACAGACGUACAAUAAAAACCAUUUAAGACGAUAUUAGAGCUCAGUAAUCUUACACGGUUAGUAUGCGCACGCAUACAUACACGCACACACACAAUUGCUGAUUAGAGUAAGAGAAGCAUUCAGAACGCCAUCGAAGCAAAUAUUCAACUGUUACAAGCAGCAGAAGCAAAAGUGCACAAAGUGCCGUAUAACCGAACCCUGUAAGAAGAUGCAAAGAAUCCUUAGGUGCUAAUUUAGUAAAUAAGAAAAUUUUAAGUACAAUAAAAAAGUUAUCAACCGCAACUACAGCAACAACUACAAUACAACUAGCAUACAACUCAACAACAAUAAAUACUACAACAAAGAAUAAAUAGAUGAAAAAAGGUUUUUAAUUAGAAAUCAAAUAAAAUUCGAAGCUCUCUUUAUUCUCACGUCACCAGCAAAAUGAAAUAAUGAACAAAGGUGACUAAAAUAAGCGGAAAUAGUGAGACUAAGCAAAGAAAGUGCCAGAGCGAUGCGUUUUGAGCAAUACAAUUAUAAAAACAAAAGACAAAACCAAGUAUUGAGCACUAAACGGAUAAAGUAGAAGCUGAGUGUGGAAAAAAAACAACAACAAUACAUACGUACAUACUUACAUACUUACAUACAAAAAGCCAACAAAGCCAAAAUAAGCAAAGAAGACGCAGGUAAAAGUAGAAGCAAGAAAGAGCACAUUAGCUGGGAAAAGUGAAUAUCACGUUUAAUAUACAUAAAUAAUCUACAUACACACACAUAUAUACAUAUUAUAUAUUUUUAUAAGUAAAGAAUUUCUAAAACUAAGCAAAGCCGCAAAGCAGCAAAGGAGAAAAGUGGAAAUAUAAUUCUAGUUUAAAACUAAUGUCUAGUUUCGGGCGUAACUGCGACACUGGGAACCAGCAAACAAGUCCAAUAGUCACCAUAUAAUUAGCUAACGGUAAUCAAAAGAGUUCUGUCUUGUUACAAAAGUUUCUACGCACAAAAUCAUUUGUAUUUGCUAAAAUUUCUGUUGCUGAGUGCUAUCGCUACAACUACACACACACACACACACACACACACAGAAAUAUAAUUCACCUUCACGGGAACUGCGCAAAGAUGCCAAAAUAUUUUAUAGCUUCGGCAGCGAGAACCACGGCAGCAACAACGGCAGCAAGCACAGCUUACAACAGCAACGCAAACAACAACAACAACAGCAGCAGCAGCAACAACAACAAUGGCCCAACGCAAAUGGUUAUCAAAUCAGCUGUGCGGCAGCUCUCCUACGAGAUGGUUAGCACGAGUGCCAACAACAACAACAACAACAAUACAAAACGUAAUUCCAAUUCGGCAUUUGUGUCAUCAUCCUCGUCGGGCUCGUCAUCGCCAGUGUCGAUGAUGCUGCAAGUCGGCGAACACCAUCAACGGCACGUAAAAACGCAAGUAAUCAGUAGCGCCGCAUCGGCACCUACCGCGACGCAUCUGCUGGAUCAUGGUUAUGGUGUGACGCUAAAACAGGCGCCAUCAACAUCCUCCGCUGCGGUGACGCCUAAUUUUACCGGCAAGUACACAUCGACGGUGGCGAGCAGGAAUCCAGCUGAUUCCACACCUCACAUAACGGAGUACUACAAGCAAGUGAAACGACGCAAUCCUACAUCUGUUGCCGAACAAAGUAGCCAUCCAAAGAAGCAAGCUAAACAUCAGUCCGCGUCCGAUGAUUUCACCAGCAAUGUGAUGGUGGUGCAUGAGCCACCGCGUGCACAUCAAUUCCAACAUAAAUCCACAAAGCAACAAGUUUUGGUACGUAGUACCGGCCAAACGCAACGCAACAUAGCCCUAUCAGGCUCAGCGUCUUCGCUGCAUUUCGCUGCGCCCUCACCGCAACCACAACGCCCGCCAUCGUCCGCUUCAUCGACUUCAUCGUCGAUUGCAUACAAAGCGGGUACACCAUCGUCAGUCUCUUCAAUGCCCGCCUCGAAGCGUACGCCGGAAGGUAAUCGCGCCGACACUUCACUUGGCAUUUUGACGAAAAAAUUCGUCGAUUUGCUGCAAGGCUCUCCCGAUGGUGUUGUUGACCUCAAUGAUGCGUCCGCCAAAUUAUUGGUACAAAAGCGACGUAUCUACGACAUUACCAACGUGCUGGAGGGUAUCGGCAUACUGGAGAAGAAGUCAAAAAACAACAUACAGUGGAAAUGCGGCAACUCGCUGGUGAGUUCGAAUCGUGCGCGAGAUAUGCAACUGGAGAAUGAAAGACUCGAACAAAAGGAAAAUCAGUUGAACAUGUUGAUCGACCAGAUACGUGAAGAACUGAGCGAUGAGAUUUCGAAUAACAAUCAACUGGCGUAUGUGACGCAUACUGAUUUGAAAAGUGUCGAUCUGUUUAAAGAUCAAAUAAUAAUUGUAAUUAAGGCGCCGCCAGAAGCCAAACUUGUGUUACCUGACACACUUUGUCCACGCGAGAUCUACGUUAAGGCGGAGAAUAAUGGUGAAAUUAAUGUAUUUCUCUGUCACGACAACUCGCCGGAAAACUCACCGGAAAAUUCGCGCAUAUUCUCUUCGCCCGCCGCACCGCCAUACCGUCAGCAAACACAUCAAUUCAACGAUCCACUGUUCAAUGAUAUCAGUCGGUUGACACCAAGUCUUGAUGACGACAAACGUAUGCGCCUAGGUCUACCCCCACUGUCGGCAUCAAACACAGCUUCGUCCACGUCUACGGGUAGUACAUAUCCCGACGGUGUCGCACCCAUUGUACGUUCAGCACAACGAAAUCUCAGCAAAUCGAUUGAGGAUGCCGCACGUCAAACCGCUGCUGGUCCGGCUAAUGGCACUGGUGUCGAUGGAUCAACCGAUUAUAAUUGUGAUAUCGUUGGCAGCUACCAUGCACAUCAACAACAGCAAGAGUCUAGCGGCAAUACGACUGCACACGAUGGUAGCGAAUACAAUAUACAGCCGACUUUAACGCGACCAGUAUUGACGCAAGCUGAGGCUGAACGCAUUUACGAACAAGAUUUCGAUUGUGAAAUGUUUGGCAGGCGCAAGCUGGCCGCUGCUGUUUACGAUGAUAGCGAAAGUCAGCAACAACAACAACAACAACAGCAGCAGCAGCAGCAGCAGCAUGAACAGCAACACAGUAGUGAUUUAACAAACCAUACGCUUAAUAGUUGUAGUAACAAUAGGAAGGCAGGUCUUAAAAACGAUGUAUCCAUGGUGAAUAGUGCAAUGGAAGAGCAUAAAACAGUGUCUGAGGCAUCAUCGUCGGCAGCUGCGACAGCGACGGAUGCUACAUUGGCUUCAUCGUCAACGUCGGCGUCGGCGUCGUCGUCGACUAUAGCGAAUAGUCGACGUGAUGGAGUUGAUGUUGUAGAUGUUUCGUCAACGGUGGCAUCAUUGUCUUCGAUGCCCAUAACACACACGCCCUCAAUGUUUGGUGGCGCCGGUAGCGCAGGCAACCAUAGCCGACAUUCCUCAAGCGAUAGUGGUAGUCUUGGCCGCUUGGACUCACACUUAUCGCAUAUGGUCGAUUCGAAUGGUAGCACAGGCGUCCGGAACGCGCUCAUUUCGAACUCGUUUAACCUCUUGAGUCCCGGACCAUUGCCAGGCGUGCAGAACUACUUGGAUGAUCUGCCACCGUUCCUACCCAUCGAACCACCGCUCGAUGUCGAUUACAACUUUUCAUUGGAUCAAACGGAGGGUCUUAUCGAGUUAUUUAAUGACUAUACCUAAAAUAGAAGAAACAUUUUUAAAUAGAAAUAAAAGAACUUGAAAAGAAUUAUAUAAAAAAUAUCCAUAAGCAAAUAAAAAUAAAUUCAAUGUAUGUAUAUGUGUAGUAAUUAUCACAACCACCAAUAAAAAUAAACUGAAAACAAUUUAACAAAUACAUGCACAUGUAUAUGUAUGUAUAUUAAAAACUUCUGUAUGCUACUGAAUGGAAAACGAAGUAUGUAAUAUUUUUAUUAUUAUUAUUAUUAUUAUUAAUUAUUAAUUUUUACUUAUUAAUACUA